UAAAGCGCUUAGAAAAAAGAUUUCUGAUGUGAAUUACAGCAACGUUAUUAAUUGUUUAAAAUGGGGAGAAAGUCAACAAUAGGAACUGUUUGUUGUGGUGUACUUGGACUGGUAUUUUUAAUUGUUGGAUUAGCAAUGAUACCAGUUUUUAAGAAUCUCAUUAAGAAGAAGAUUAAAGAUAAUAUACCAAUAGCUAGACACUCUGAAACAUUUGAGGAUUUUAUCACUCCACCUGCACCAAUCUAUUUUCAAAUCUGGGUGUUUGAUGUUGUAAACCAUUUGGAAGUAAUAAAAGAUGGAGCUAAACCUUACCUGUACCAGAAGGGACCCUAUACAUAUAGAGAAGAGAGAUUAAAAGUAAAUGUGACAUUUCAUGAUAAUAAUACUGUGUCCUAUCGUGAGAAUAGGUGGUUUGUAUUUGAGGAAGAAUUAUCAGCCGGUCCACAAAGUGAUAAUUUCACCACUGUAAACAUUCCUGUAGCUUUGAUAGAUAAUUUGAUAAAAAAUGAAUAUGGUUGGAUACAAGAUUUAGUUGAAUUACUGUUUCAAGUUACAGCUGAAGAUGUAUUUAUUACUUUAUCAGUAGAAGAUUUAAUGUGGGGAUAUGAAGACCAUUUACUUAGACGAGCUGCAGAAAUAUUAGCUAAUUUCAAUAUCACAUUUGAUGACCAUUUUGGUUUGUUUAAAGGGCAAAAUGGUACUGAUGAUGGAUUAUAUACAGUAUUUACAGGCAAAGGAGAUAGUAGUAAACAUGGUGUUAUUAAUGAAUGGAAUAAAAUGAAAACAUUGCCUUAUUGGACGUCUGCUACUGCAGCCAUGAUAAAUGGAUCAGAUGGCACAAUGUAUCCACCAUUUUUAGAUCAAGACAAACCAAUAUAUGUGUUUUCUUCAGAUGUCUGUCGAUCCCUUAAUCUAGUGUAUAAGUAUGAUUAUGAUUUAAAAGAUAUUAAAGUUUAUCGCUUUGUUGCUCCUCCUAGUUUAUUUGAGAAUUCUACAGCUAAUCCAGCUAAUAAAGGAUUUUGUACUAAAGCAGAAGGUUGUUUACCAUCUGGUGUUGUAGAUGUUAGUGCUUGUAGAUCUUCUGCACCUAUAGUUUUAUCCCAGCCCCAUUUUCUAGCAGCAGACCCGUCCAUAAUAAACAGCGUUAUUGGUUUACAUCCUAACACUGAAGAACAUCAGACAGUUCUUGAUGUAGAACCAAUGACUGGUACUACAAUGAAUGCAGCAAAAAAAUUACAGAUUAAUAUUCACAUUAUGAAUGUUUCUCAUAUUGUAGAUACCACCAAAGUAAAGUCUAUGUUUUUACCUGUACUCUGGUUAAAUGAGAGUGCAGUAAUAGAUAAUAAAUCUGCUGGUAAAUUUAAAGAUAAAGUACAGCAACCUGUUAAAAUAACUCAAGCUAUACAGUUUGGUUUAAUUACUGUUGGUGUUUUUGUACUAGUAUGUGCUCUAGCGUUUGUGGGCAAGAAAAUGUUAUGUAAAUCAAAUAAUGAACCAUCAGACUUACAACCGAUGAUAACAUAAGUUAAAGGCAAGAACAGUGUAAACCAGCAUAUUUGUCACAACAAAUUUAACGAAUUCAAAAUCAAAAAAUUGAUAGUUUGAUGAAUUUAUGGGGUUUUUCUGGACCUCUUUUUAAUUUUUUUUAUUAUACAAGAUUUAUUUUUAAUUUAUAUUAAUUUUGUCUUAUUGUAGCAAUACAAAUUGAAUAUUCAUUGUUUUCUAUUGCCACAAAUUAACCGCCAACAUAUCUCAUCUGAUACUAUCUAGUUAAAGAUGCAUUCUUAUCAUUUUUACUUACUUGAGUAAAGGAUCAUCAGCAGGGUAAAGUCCUUAAAACCAUUAAAAUGUUGUACAACUGCAUCUACCUGUAACUUUAUAUUAAAACCUAAAAUGGCUCUUUUUUUACCAACUGGCAUAAUGCUAUACAUAAAUCCAUAUAUUUUAUAUGUAGUAUUAUAUUUUAUAGUUGUGUGGGUAAUAUCAUUGUGAUAAUAAAUUGUCUUUCAAUUUUCAAAAGAUGGGAUAAAUUUUAUAACCAAUGUUGACAGGGAACGAAGUAAUCAGAAAAGCAAUAAAAUUGAUUAGAUAGUUGGAUAAUCAACAUUGUAGUAAAGAGAAAGGAGAGGUUAUGAAUAAAAUCUAUGAUUUUUCAUGGACGUCAAAUUGGGAUUUGUUGUGAUUUUAACAAGUAAAUAUAUAUGAAACGAUGAACAAUUUUGUAAAUAUCUUGGCAUAUUUUGUUAAAUAUCUUGGCAUAUUUUGUUACAUAUCUUGGAAUAUUUUGUUAAAUAUUAAGGGGUAAAAAACUUAAUUUGUCUAACAUCUAUCAUAAGACACAUACCAGUAUCUUCAUUUAUUGAAAAAACUGUGUCUACAUAAUAGUUAAAUAGUGUAUGGCACAUCUACUACAAAUAGUUUUGUAUAUAGAAUGAAAACCAUGACAUAUUUAUUUUUUCAUCAAUUGCCUUUUGAUUCACUUAUCAAAACAUUCUAGUUUAUUAUCUACCUCUUAGAAUUUUUCGAUGUAUAAGACUCAUUGCUUCUACAUAUUUCAUAUUUUGUGAGCUGCAAAUGAUAAUGCAUGAAAUGGCUGAUGAUGUUUAACUCAAAUCAAAUUUUAAAAACAACUAUAAAAACAGGGGUAAAAAAUGUUUUUCAAUUUUCUUUAAAAUGAUUUGAACAUAUUUCUAUAGAAGAGUAUAUCUUUCAUAUCAGUUACUUUGCGUUUUGCUACUGAUGUCACUGUGCGGGGGUAGAUGGCCGAAUGGUUAGCGUGUGUGUGUUGAAUCAUAAGGUCUGUCAUUGGGUCAACUGGCGUGGUUUCGAUUCCCCGAUUGUACGUGACAAGGAGUAGGGUCGCCUGUCCAACCUUGUGUUUUUCUCCAGGUCCUUCAGUUUCCUCCCACUGCUAAAGACCCCUACGCACAAGCGAAUUAUUGAAAAGAAAUUGAACCAUAUGUUAUUCCCGAAAUGACGUAGUUUAUGUUCUUAUACAUCCAAAAAUAUUAUAUUCCAAACUAUAUAAAUUAAAUGUGUAACCUCAUUAUAUUUUAUCAAACAUAAUGUUUGGAUAUAUAUAUUUAUUUACACACGGUUUAUUUUGAUUUUAUAAAUGUUGUACAUAAUUUAUGUUAUCUUGACUGUUAAAAUUGUUAAUAGAUCACUGAAUAUUAAUAUGUAAUUUAUAUCAAAUUAUUCUUCUGUGCCUUUGUAUAUAUUCAGCUAUUAUUGAUACCCAACUUCGCCCAGGGCCCAAAUUCGCAUGGAGCCCAAUUUGCCCAGAGCAUAAUUUUGCCCAGGGUCCAAAUUCAAUGGCUAAAACAUUCACGGUGUCAUGCUGGUUAAAUUGAUACCACAUCUUGGGCCAUAAUCCCAUAAUCCAUUAAGUUACAGUCCGAUUCAUGCCAAUACUAAAAGUAAUCAAGGGCUUAGGGAAAUAAACCAUAAACCUAUAUUUUUAAUUUUCGGCAAAAUCGGAUAAAAAUUGUGUCCUGUACAGUGUCUACCAACAAAAUGUGAAUGGACGGAAGUCCAGAUGGACAGAAGCAAAUGGGGGCUGAGUGAGGCGACAAAUCAGGAUGGGUGAACAUACACACAUAUAUACACACUUUGAUUUUAUUUAUAUAGAUAAAACAUUCGAACAGCUAAACCGAAUUGAUUUAGAUAAAAGUAUAUUAUGGAGGUAAACCUCAUUAAUUUUGAUAAAAUUAAAAUAGAUCAAUCUGAUGUGUUAUGUGAUGAAAAAUUGUUUCGGUUCAGUGUGCCAAAAUUGAGACAUUGACAGUUCACAAGAUGUAUUUUUAUCUUCAUCGAAAUUUGCAUCCUUAAACUCAGCUUAAAUAAACAUUGUCAACUGUUGAACACAAAAUUAGUUAAUCCCCAUAUUUUCUGUGUUGAGAGACCGGACAUUUUAAAUAUCUACUUAGGGUUACAAAUCAAUGUAUCAAUUUUAAUUAAAUAGAGUUUUUUAGUUUUUUAAAACCCAAUUCAAAGCCAAUCUGAUUAAAACACAGAUCCCAUUGGGUUUCUUUUUUUUUAUAAAGUUCAAAGGCCAUUGAAGUAUAAAAAAACAAAAUAAAAUAAAGAUCUAUGAUUUAAUCAGAUUGUAUGAAAGCUAUCAUAAUAUUCUUCUGAUAAUUAUAUGUAUGGUUAUAGAGAAUUAUACAUGUAUAUCUUUUGUCACAUUGUGCCACUCCCAUUUCUAAAUAGAAUGAUAAUCAAAGCGAAAACCUAGCAUGUAAAUGGGCCACAGUUGUCAUCAAGCCAUUUAAGGAUUCGUACCAGUCGGCAACAAUUACAUGCUUAUGAAUCAAUAUCAAUGGCCAUUUCUCUGCUAGGUAACAAGAACUCCAUCAAGAGACCACAUUUAGCAGAAAUUAAAGGAGCCACAUUGAAGACAAAUAAUGUUAUAGGUUUUAAUUGAUAAAUAUGUUAAUAGAUAAAAUUUAAUAAAUAUAUUAAUAGAUUUAGUUUAAUAAAUAUGUUGAGGGAUUUAAUUUAAUAAAUAUGUUGAUAGAUUUGAUUUAAUAAAUAUGUUGAUAAGAUUUAUUUUAAUAAAUAUAUUAAUAGAUUUAGUUUAAUAAAUUUGUUGAUGGAUUUGAUUUAAUAAAUAUGUUGAUAAAACUUGAUAAAUAUAUUGGUAGACUUUUAAGUAUAAAUCUAAGUAUGUCAAUAGAUUUGUGAUUUAGACACACUGUAAUUGUGUAAUCCUCCCAGGGUUGUCUAUUUAAUUACAUUGUGCAAUCCAGAAGAAUAGACUUAAACCUUGGUUGUUGUCAUUUCUUGCAGUGUGCCUUCAAAAAACUUUGCUUUACUUUUACGUGACCAGUAACAAAAGCGUAUUGAAUACUACUGCUCACAUUAUAAAUAUAUAAUGCUUUGUUAAUAUUCUUUUGUGUGAUAAAUACCCCAGGGGAGGUGUUUACAUUUAUUACUAAUAUAUUAUAGUUUGCUUUAUUGUGCAGUUGAUGAUUUAUGAAUAUUUGAUGUGGGUUUUUUAUUAAUCUUAUAAAAUAUCCAGUCAACAUUCCUUUUCAUGACAACUAAACAUUGAAUUACAUUUUUAUCUAAUGAUAAACCCAAAAUAUUUCUGAUGAUAUAAACCUGUUAGGCAAUUUGAAGUUGGUUAGAAAUUAAAGUAAAUAUUUAUUAUUUA
Messenger RNA from Patella vulgata (common limpet), 5158 nucleotides. Its product is annotated as platelet glycoprotein 4. The record is from RefSeq and is a predicted model, not a curated record. Gene Ontology annotation, molecular function: scavenger receptor activity. Gene Ontology annotation, cellular component: membrane; cytoplasm. Bases 61 to 1524 code for a protein of 487 amino acids. The transcript is spliced from 13 exons. Lineage: Eukaryota; Metazoa; Mollusca; Gastropoda; Patellidae.